GUUCCGGAGUCAUACCAAACGCAAACUUUUACGCUGGCAGGCCCUCCGAAGAUGCGAAAAUGCAGUGUCCCUGUUGGCCUCUGCCCCAAGUCGCCGAGGUCAGACAGCUCAUCCAAGGAUUGACGAAAGGCCAACAUCAGUCGAGGCUUUGGGGCGUCAACACGCUGCCAUUGGUCCGCCGCAGUCCCAAAGGUCACGCUGUUUUCCUGCAAAAGCCUUUAACUAGCCGCCGCUGCGUGGCGUCGUUCGGAGGGGCGGAUGCGCACCUCCCUGCUACAUGUGUGCGAUGGGGUAGAUUUGCGUGCAUUGUCUAUGAUGGAAAAUGUUUCCGUUGUCGCAAUGUUGACUCUGUCUGGUUUGAAUUUUCCAUUUGCGCAAAGACUCGUCAUUUUUGUGCUUGUGCUACUCUGCUACCUCAUCAUCCUGCUGAGCAAUUUGACCAUCGUUUUGGUCAUCGUUGCAGACAGGAAGCUCCAUCAGCCCAUGUAUGUCUUCCUGUGUAACUUAUGCAUCAACGCCGUGUACGGGUCGGUCGGCUUUUACCCCAAAUUCCUGGUGGAUCUCCUGUCGUCUCAUGUGAUUUCAUACACCGGCUGCUUGCUGCAAGGUUUUGUCAUACACUCGUCAAAUACUUAUGAUUUUUCCAUCUUGGCACUGAUGGCUUACGACAGGUACGUGGCUCUGUGCCGGCCUCUUGCUUAUCGAUCUUUCAUGACGCGGCAGCGAGUGUCGCUCUUUGUGUUUUUGUCCUGGUUCAUACCUCUGUUUUGUAUGUUUAUGAACACGGCAUCCCUCUUGGGGAAAAAGCUGUGCGGCUCUCACAUCAACAGGCUCUACUGCGUCAACCUGAUGGUGGUCAACCUCGCUUGCUCCCCGCCCAGAGCCAACAGCAUCAUCGUGGCGUUCAACCUCGGGCUAUAUUUCUUGCACUUUCUGUUUAUUUGUUGGUCUUACGUGUACCUAAUCAAAUUGUGCAUUUCGUCCACACAGAUGUGGAAAAAGUUCAGGCACACGUGCUCGCCGCACUUGGCCUGCCUGCUCACUUACACCGCGACCGUGCUGCUGGAUUUGUUGUACAUGCGAUUCGGUUCGGCGCAGUUGUCGCAACACUUGCACAACUUCAUGACCAUCGAAUUUCUCCUCAUUCCUCCGAUUUUCAAUCCGCUCAUCUACGGGCUGCAGUUGACACACAUCCGCAACAGGAUAUUGAGUUUUUUCCACACAAAAAAGAAGAUACGCAGCUUUUAGGCCGGGGUAAUGUGCCUGUGUGUGGGCAAAAUGUUGGACGGGAUGUUUGUGAAUGAGGUUUUUGUCCAUGAACAGAAAUGAAAGAAUGGAGAUUGGUCUCCAUCACUGUUGGUCAAUGCAGAAUAUCAUUUUGCUUCGUUUUCAAAUCAUGAAAUGUACAGGUGCAUCUCAGCAUCUUUUACUCGGUAAACCAUUCACAAUAUCAAUUGCCUAAUUGUGAUUUGCAGCUUCAUUUUCAUUCUUUUAAUGCAAUAUGCUAAUUUCUUGUUAUGGUGAAUCUGGGGUUUUAUUUGCUUUAAUAGCAAUGAUAAUAAUCAAUGAUGAUGAUUAAAAAAUGAAAUCAGGAUCAACAUGCCUCCUUUAUCUUCUAUGGACAAUUUAUAUAGUGGAUUUUAUAGCCCAAUGGUUUUUCAUGUCGAGAAAUGUAUAUAUGUGGUGACUGUCCCCUCGAAUGUCAUUUUGAAUAAAAGUUUU
Hippocampus comes (tiger tail seahorse) is the source of this 1722-nucleotide messenger RNA. RefSeq names its product olfactory receptor 49-like. Gene Ontology annotation, cellular component: membrane. The record is from RefSeq and is a predicted model, not a curated record. Lineage: Eukaryota; Metazoa; Chordata; Actinopteri; Syngnathiformes; Syngnathidae. Gene Ontology annotation, molecular function: olfactory receptor activity; odorant binding; G protein-coupled receptor activity. Bases 259 to 1248 code for a protein of 329 amino acids. Gene Ontology annotation, biological process: detection of chemical stimulus involved in sensory perception of smell; G protein-coupled receptor signaling pathway. The transcript is spliced from 2 exons.